ACAGUAUCGAGAAGAGAUGGGAAUAAAUUCCUCGCGGUCUCUUUUGAUAGCAGUUGCUAUGCUUUUACCUAACCUACUAGCUAAUAUAAAUCCCAAUCAGAGCUGAAGUUGUCUAGCGUUUCGUCAUUAAGUCGAGCCUCGGACGAUUCUCACCGUUCAAAACGAAAACAAUGUGUGGAGAGGAAGGUGUGUUCAGACAUCAUGACUUUAAAGUCUGUAUCGUGGGGAUUCGUCCAUCGGAAGGUGCACAAAACCAACAAUGUCCUGGACAAACGUCAAAGAGGAUCAGAUUACGGUGCCCGAUCGUCUUGAUUUUGGAGUGAGUCAGGUCCUAUUUGGGCCUAAUGAAGUGAAUCUGCCAACGAAACAACGACAGUGAUCGCAAACCUUUGCCAAUUGAACAUUCAGAGUUUUCUAGAAGACGUGACUGCUAUAAUUGUUUUAUAGCCAUUAGUUUUCAAGGUGUCAUAAAAACUAAUCACAAUCUGGAGAUUUGAAUUCAUUUGCAAAGAUUAUACACAGAUACAGAAAUAACUGAGUGCUGCCCUUCAAAAAUGCUAAGAAAUGGAUUCAGGGAGUCUCGCAAGGUGCAUCCUAACACCAUUGGAGCUCCACUUAAAGACAUGGCGGAUUCACAAUACAUGUCCGAGCCCAAAUUGGUGGGUGAAGGGGCCCAGAAUAUUUACGCUAAUCGAUACCAAGAUACCAAUAAACGCUUCCGAGGCUUUUGGCAUCUCAUGGCCAUGUGGAAAGGCAGCGUGCUCAAGCUCAUUUGGCACGACUUGUUAGUGUUCAUGGUGAUGUAUUCCAUUCUGAGUGCCAUCUACAGAUUCUGGCUGUUCGGUAACGCCAAGCAUCGAGAAGCCUUUGAGUUGGUUUGUGUCUAUGCGAGCAGAUUCCGAGGGAUGAUACCAAUCACGUUUCUGACCGGAUUCUACGUGUCCCAAGUAGUCUCUCGAUAUUGGGACCAAUUCAUGAGUUUGCCGUUCACCGAUCAAUUGGCGUAUAAAUUGGUGACAUUUGUUCCUGGAAACGACGUGUAUCGCAAAAACCUUAGACGGACAGUAAUGCGCUAUGCCAAUUUAUCCAUCAUCUUCGUCUAUCGAUUGGUCUCGUCCAAAGUUCGAAAGCGGUUCCCAACUUUCGACAGUAUGGUCGACGCCAAAGUACUUUUACCUCAGGAGCGAGAUCGACUCAUUCAGGUUAACGAAAAAUCAGCCUUUGAGCUUACCUGGGUCCCCAUCUCAUGGGCUUUGAAGGCCAUCCAACAAGCUCGAACUAGCAACAAAAUCACCAUUGAAGCCCCCAUCUUCAGCUCCCUCGUGGGCGAGUUCGAUGCCAUCGAGGCCGCCAAUCGAAAGAUCCUCAAUUACGGUUGGGUCAAUUUCCCUUUGGCCUACACCCAAGUGGCCACGUUAUCCGUGUUUUCAUACUUCUUCUCUUCGCUGUUCGCCUGCCAGUACCUGAUCCCCGAGGACAAGACCGUGGACACCGAGACCUUUCCUCACUUGAACGUCAGUUUCUCCACCCUCAAGCCCUUUGACCUGCACACCCCGGACAUUUACGUUCCCGUGUUCACCAUCCUCGAAUUUAUAAGCUACAUGGGCUGGAUCAAGGUGGCCGAGGCCUUGCUCAAUCCAUUUGGCGACGAUGACGACGAUUUCCAGAUCAAUUAUCUCAUCGAUCGAAACCUCACCAUCUCGUACUUGAUUGUGGAAGAGGGUGAGACGGACUUGGAGGACGUGAAAGAUCCAUUUCUCAGCGGCAAUGUUCCCCCGGAACUGCCCUAUAACGAUGAGUCACUCAUUGACGAGUCGACCAAACAGAUCGGACAAGUGAGCGCUGAUGAGACUACUGAUCAGACGGAUUCAAACGGAGGGGUGGGCCUGAUCAUCGGCACAGUGAGAAAGAUAUCCAAUGCGUCAUUUGGCAGACUUGCUCCGAACAACAGAUCUGGUUCUUCGCAUGGAACGACGAUGUCCAUCAACUUUAGUUUGGCCAAGGUAGAUGAGGCAGAAAUCGGUCCCACAAGUGGAGAUUCGGGAUUCCUGGGCGACACGGAAAUGGACGUGGAGAAUGGACAUGUCAAAAGGAAUCACUUGGAGAUACCAACACGCAGUGAGAGGAAACGAAAAGUCUCUCCUCAUGGUCAAAGUCCUAUCAUAGCGGACUUCAAUGAAAACCAUUGCGCCACGUCAAAACUGUAAAUUUCAUUCUCAUAUUCAGCUGUUAUUUUUUUGGCAGUAAUAGAAGCACAAAUAAUGUGAAGAAAACAGGAAAACUACUUCAUCUGCGAUUCACCCAAUAGUUUCAUCCUUUGUUCAAUGACGUCUUCGUUCUCGGGAAAUUCUAUAGAAUUGCGAGUUUGGAUCUGUAAUCCUGGAGAUUGCCAAAUGGCAUUUUCCAUCUCCUUGGCAGUAUUCUCCCUGGCUUCUUUCUCAUUUCUCAUUUCUUCCAUUCUCUUUCUUCUGAAGAAUCCGAACUUGGUCAUGCAAAGAAUGAUAAGAAGUAGGACCAGGAGAGCCGAAAUAACCACCACAAUCCACAACCAAGUGGGAAGGGAGGCGGUCAAGAUCGCAUUGGAUUCCAACCUAAUCACAGUCGUUGCUCGAGCUUGACCCGGAUUGAUUUGUAUGGAAUCAAGAGGGAAAUCAAGGGCUGCUUUGGCGUCACUCGAGAACUGGAAAUCCUUCUCUUUGAUGUCCGUGAGAUCCAAAAUGAGUUGAAGGGAUAUUGUCGCCACUGUUGAUCGAUUUGACAAGUCAACUCUUGGACAUCUAGCAGUAGACAAUAUCAUUAAGAAAACCCUGAUUGGUUGAACAUUUCUGAAAUAUAUUGUUGGUACCUGUA
Tigriopus californicus is the source of this 2850-nucleotide messenger RNA. RefSeq names its product bestrophin-4-like. The transcript is spliced from 3 exons. The coding region runs from base 555 to 2207 and encodes 550 amino acids. Lineage: Eukaryota; Metazoa; Arthropoda; Copepoda; Harpacticoida; Harpacticidae. Gene Ontology annotation, molecular function: chloride channel activity. The record is from RefSeq and is a predicted model, not a curated record.